Molecule: messenger RNA, 499 nt
Organism: Cylicocyclus nassatus
Lineage: Eukaryota; Metazoa; Nematoda; Chromadorea; Rhabditida; Strongylidae
Source: the annotation of a GenBank genome assembly
GGUAGCAAUUCGCAUGCUUGACCCGUUGGGAGGCAAGUAACAGAGUUCGCCCUGGUUCGAUAGUCUCUCCACAUCGUCGACCGCAAUGAACAGUAACUCGUCGGGUUCAUCCGGAUCACCACUGAGUCUCUCGUCUCAUCUCAGAGACAGCUCAGACGCACUUUCACGUCCCACUUGGCUCUUCAAUAGUCAGGUUGACUUCAUAUUAGACGCUUUUGGCUUAUUCGCGGAUGAGCUUCUUCUAAGUGCCGCUGAAUGCGCAAGACAAGCUAAUAGUUACUGGCAUACGCUAGGAGAGAAUGGUCAACAACGCACGAAGAGAUUUGAUAGCAUGGUGCAAGCCAGAUUUACUUGGAAUGGAAAUAUUCGUUCAGCACUUACAAGAGCAUUGGGAGACCUGCGCGCUUAUUCGUUCAAACCGGAAAAGAACGAACUCGUUCCCCCGUCGUGGCCACCGAUCCGGUCCAGGUCGUAUUCAUUAUUCAUACCUAAUGACUGA